Molecule: messenger RNA, 1232 nt
Organism: Punctularia strigosozonata HHB-11173 SS5
Lineage: Eukaryota; Fungi; Basidiomycota; Agaricomycetes; Corticiales; Punctulariaceae
Product: poly hydrolase
Exons: 3
Coding region: 13-885 (290 amino acids)
Source: RefSeq, a predicted model, not a curated record
AUUACGCUAGGCAUGAACGAUGAUACCAUCCAGAAGCUCGAAGAAACGGCAGCUCGCGUGAAGAAAUUCAGACCUGGUCACCCAGCACUCCAGAUUCUAUCCGGCCGUGCGCCGACGUUUGCUUCUGCUCUGGAUCAGCGGUUCUCGUUCACUGUAUACACUCCGUCGUCUCAUGACUUUCAUGGUCCCGAACUGCCCCUCGUCGUCGCUGUGCAUGGGACGGCGCGCAAGGCAGGGGAGCUAAUAGACUGGAUGGCGUCAUUCGCAGAAGAGCACCGCUGCGUCGUACUCGCGCCACUGUUUCCAUGUGGGAUCAUUGACUUUGCAGAUGUCCACAAUUACAAGGAGAUUCUCUAUCGAUCCAUCCGCUUUGAUCAUAUCUUGCUUUCCAUGGUGGAUCAAGCCGCCUAUAUUUGGCGUAUCCGCACAGACAAGUUCUUCAUGCAUGGUUUCAGCGGCGGUGGCCAGUUCUGCCAUCGUUUCUUCUACCUGCAUCCUCACAGACUCCUCGGACUAUCCAUCGGCGCUCCGGGUCGCAUUACAGUCCCGAAUACUCAGCAUGCGUGGCCGCUAGGCGUCUCCAAUAUCCAAGAAGUCUUUGAGAUGGAUUACGGCCCGGACUUCCGCCAGAUGAGUGAAGUACCUGUCCACUUCGUUGUCGGAGAAAAGGACACGAGCACGAAGAUGAUUGAGUCGAAGAACGAGUUCGAGGAGGGUAGCACCAGAUUGGAGCGCAUACAGAUCCUUCGCGACUCCUGGACCCGUAUCGGAGUACGAUCGACUCUGUCCAUCGUACCGGGAGUGAAGCACGAAGGCAAGAAAUGUCUUCCGGCGGUUCUCAGCUUUCUGGCGCCGUUGUUGGACGCGGUAGAGCGGGCCGCCUGAGUCCUUCGAUGGUCACCCGGAGGGGUGCCCUUCUCUCAUAUCCUCGAAUAGCACCGAUAUGUUGCACGGCUCUACGUUGCGUCGGACCAGGGCAUGCGUACAUUUCAUAUGAUGAACCCCACGUUCGCAAGUUGGUGAAGGAGCUCAGAGGAUACCCUGAUGAUGCGCGAUUUCCUCGACGUUCAUCAGGAAAAACCGGAUUUGCUAAAAACCUUCUAAAACGUGCUAAAACGUGCUAAUUUAGUAGCUUUAGAGGGUUUCGGUACCCAAUAAGCGACUCUUUCGAUAGUCCGAUUUUUCCUGAUGUUCAUGUAGCGACGUGGUACUGGUAUUGAGUCCGCUUCCAG